GCUUUUUUCCAGUGACCCCAUAUGGACACGUAAUUUUUUACAAGGUGUAGACGUCAUUUUUGACAGUCGAUCUUUCUGACUAAAUCAUGGCACCGAAAAAGCCCACGGAUAAACCUGCGGCUAAGCCCGAAGAGAAGAAGAAGAAGCCCGCAGCUGCUGCUGCUCCUGGAGCCGCUUCUACAUCGAGCGGUACCAAGGCAGCUCCGGCUGAAAAGAAGCCUGCCGAGAAGAAACCCACACCUCCGGCGGAGAAGAAGCCAGCAGCUGAGAAGAAGCCUGCUGCUGAGAAGAAACCGGGAGAGAAGAAGGCAGCCCCAGCACCCAAAGCUGCUGCUGCUCCCAAGGCUGGUGCUGCUCCAAAGGCAGCUGCUGGAACUGCCAAAGCACCUGCUGCUGCUGGCGAUAAGAAGAAGACUGCAGCUUCAACUGGUGCUGCAGCUCCUAAGAAGGCGACUGCAACUGGUGCCAAGAAGACCCCAGCUGCUCCAGGAGCUGAAAAGAAGGCCACAGCUAAGAAGACCCCCGCUAAGGGUGCUGCUGGUGCACCUGCUGCUAAGAAGGCAGCAACCACCAAGAAGGCUGCCGGCGCUACCAAGGAUGGUAAGCCUAAGGAGAAGAAGCCAGCUGGUGCAAAGAAACCCGGAGCUGUGUCGAAGCCAGUAGCAAAGAAACAGGCUGCUGCUAAGGCAAAACUCGCUAAAGCAAAGGGAGCUGCUAAGCUGCAAAAGGGAACUGCAAAGGCCAAGGCUGCUGCUGUUGUGAGAGCCAAGAGGGUUGCAACAAAGGUCAUCAAGGGUCCAUAUGGUACACGCACCAGGAAGAUCCGCACAUCUGUGCAUUUCCGUCGCCCCAAGACCCUGAAGCUGCCCCGUAAUCCAAAGUAUCCCAGGAAAUCCGCUCCCAGGCGCAAUCGUAUGGAUGCUUACAAUGUGAUUAAAUAUCCCCUGACGACGGAAGCUGCCAUGAAGAAGAUUGAAGACAACAACACCCUCGUCUUCCUCACGCAUCUCCGUUCCAACAAACACCACGUUAGGGCGGCUGUCCGGAAAUUGUAUGACAUCAAGGUGGCAAAGGUCAACCUCCUCAUCCAGCCAGACGGCAAGAAGAAGGCUUACGUACGACUCGCAAGGGACUACGACGCCCUGGAUAUUGCCAACAAGAUCGGCAUCAUAUAAGCGCCUCUCCGUACUGCAUUUUUUUGUAGUAAGAAUAAUAAAAAUAAUGGAAAGGCAA
Lutzomyia longipalpis is the source of this 1233-nucleotide messenger RNA. RefSeq names its product transcriptional regulatory protein AlgP (gene RpL23A). The coding region runs from base 87 to 1175 and encodes 362 amino acids. Gene Ontology annotation, cellular component: cytosolic large ribosomal subunit; ribosome. The transcript is spliced from 3 exons. The record is from RefSeq and is a predicted model, not a curated record. Lineage: Eukaryota; Metazoa; Arthropoda; Insecta; Diptera; Psychodidae. Gene Ontology annotation, molecular function: rRNA binding; structural constituent of ribosome. Gene Ontology annotation, biological process: translation; ribosomal large subunit assembly.